Amaranthus tricolor (Joseph's coat) is the source of this 1811-nucleotide messenger RNA. RefSeq names its product CDP-diacylglycerol--serine O-phosphatidyltransferase 1. Lineage: Eukaryota; Viridiplantae; Streptophyta; Magnoliopsida; Caryophyllales; Amaranthaceae. The record is from RefSeq and is a predicted model, not a curated record. Gene Ontology annotation, molecular function: L-serine-phosphatidylethanolamine phosphatidyltransferase activity. Gene Ontology annotation, biological process: phosphatidylserine biosynthetic process. The transcript is spliced from 13 exons. Bases 268 to 1551 code for a protein of 427 amino acids.
CAAUUUAAAAAAUGAAGAAUCUUAAAAAAAGUGGGAAGGCAAAAAGACAGAUGCUUGAAAGACAAACCCAUUACCCAAAUCCCCUGUCCCUGUCGCCGCUGCCAACCCCGUCUACUCUGUCGCCGCUGCCAUUUCCGACAUUUUUUCUUCUUCAACAACUGCUCCUAUCACUUCCAGUCAAAUACGUCCUCUUCUUUUCUCAUUUAAAGUCAAAGGCUUUCUAGUUCCACAAGAAGGGAAACUGCAAAUUUUAAGCAUCGCAGAUUCAUGGUGAUGGAGCCUGAUGGCCGUAGGAGGAUCAACCGCCAAGACAUUAAUCACAUAAAUGGCAAUGCAAGUUAUUCAUAUGCUGAUGAUGAACUUGAUCCGUGGACUGCUUGGGCAUACAAGCCUCGCACAAUAACUUUGUUAUUUAUUGGUGCUUGUUUCCUUAUAUGGGCUAGUGGAGCUCUUGAUCCCGAGAGCAGCAAAUCUGAUGAUGUUGUUACAUCGGUCAAAAGGGGUGUUUGGGCAAUGAUUGCAGUGUUUCUUACUUACUGUUUGUUACAAGCACCUUCAACAGUCCUUAUACGACCACAUCCAGCAAUUUGGCGUCUAGUUCAUGGGAUGGCUGUUGUCUACCUUGUUGCGCUGACGUUCUUGCUGUUUCAGAAUCGUGAUGAUGCUCGCCAGUUCAUGAAAUAUCUUCAUCCAGAUCUUGGUGUUGAACUUCCUGAAAAAUCAUAUGGUGCAGAUUGCCGAAUCUACGUCCCAGAAGAUCCCCACAACAGGUUUAGGAACCUUUAUGAAACAAUAUUUGAUGAAUUUUUCCUAGCGCACAUUCUUGGGUGGUGGGGCAAGGCAAUAAUGAUUCGGAAUCAGCCCUUGCUCUGGGUCUUGUCCGUUGGUUUUGAAUUGAUGGAGCUCACCUUCCGUCAUAUGCUACCAAACUUCAACGAGUGUUGGUGGGACAGUAUCAUUCUGGACAUAUUGCUCUGCAAUUGGUUUGGUAUUUGGACUGGUAUGCGAACUGUAAGAUACUUUGAUGGGAAAACAUAUGACUGGGUAGGAAUAAGUCGUCAGCCAAAUAUUAUCGGCAAGGUUAAACGUACUUUGGGGCAAUUUACACCCGCGCGAUGGGAUAAAGAUGAGUGGCAUCCGCUGCAGGGUCCUUGGCGUUUUGUUCAAAUUCUUUUUCUUUGCAUUGUGUUUUUGAUAGUAGAGUUGAACACAUUUUUUCUCAAGUUUUGUCUUUGGAUUCCUCCCCGCAACCCUAUUAUAAUCUAUAGGUUGAUAUUAUGGUGGCUUAUUGCUAUUCCAACUAUUCGAGAAUACAACUCCUAUCUACAAGACAGGAAACCAAUAAAAAAAGUGGGCGCGUUAUGCUGGCUUGCAUUGGCUAUAUGCAUCGUUGAGCUACUAAUUUGUAUCAAGUUUGGAGAAGGUUUAUACCCGACCCCGAUGCCUAUGUGGCUGGUUAUUUUUUGGACGUCAUUUUGGUUAGGCCUCGUCACAUUUUUGUUGAUGUGGACUUGGAAGUUGCAUAAUUAUUCAAAGAGGAAGAGGCAAUAAUUUGGAUCACCCAAAAUUGGUGUGAUGCUUCAAAUCUUUGCCCCUUCUGGACUUAAAUUUAUAUAUAUGCAGUUGCCAAUGUAAAUGCCUUCUUUUUUUUUUUUUCCCUACAAUUGUAAAUGCUCAUUUUUUUUCAAAUAUUAGAAUCAUAAAAUUUUCUUUUAGGGAUUAUUUGUCAUGUUUGUAUUUAUUAUUCCUUGCAUUUUGGUAAUGUUUGUAUCAUUACAUUAAGGUUGAUUAUUGUAUUCUUUCAUUCUUGA